Molecule: messenger RNA, 420 nt
Organism: Aspergillus udagawae
Lineage: Eukaryota; Fungi; Ascomycota; Eurotiomycetes; Eurotiales; Aspergillaceae
Exons: 2
Coding region: 1-420 (139 amino acids)
Source: RefSeq, a predicted model, not a curated record
AUGUCUUCUCUCGCACGCUUCGCUCCCCUGACCGCUCGGGUCGCUGCUGUUCGCACGACCACUCCUGCCUUCACUGCAGGUGGCAGAUUCAUCUCCUCGACACCCAAGAACGAGAAGGGUCCUGUGGAGGCAACCAAGGACACACUGAAGAAGGCGGACAGAGUUAUCUCCGAUAAUCUUGUGAAGGGUAUCAACAAGGGUGAACAAGCGACAGAGAAGGUCAAGCAGACGGUGGGAAGCUCAACUGAGGAAGCCAAGUACAAGGCAGAGGGAAUGAAGGAGGAGAUGAAGGGCGAGGCCUCGGGAAAAGCGAGCGAGACCAAGGGUAAGGCCAAGGAGACUCUUGGCGAGGCCAAGGGUAAAGCUAAGGAGGUAUAUGGUGAGGCCAAGGGCAAGGCAAAGGAGAUGGGUAACAUGUGA